GUGCUGCGUUUUGUUUCUGCUGCCAGUAAAGCCAGUAAAAGUCAGAUGUAAUAACGUCAAGUCUGAAAGAUAAUUUUCAUUACAUAUUUAAUUUUAAGAAAUUUGCUUCUUCGAGUGACAGUGAUGACAAUGAAGAAUUAUUAAAUAUUAUAAUAAAUAAUAAUAGAAAUAGAAAUAAUAGAAGAGUUCCAAAAUAAAAAUUAUUUGGAGCAUGUUGUUGCACUAUACACAGAUAUCGAAUUUAAAUCACAUUUUAGAAUGGAACGUAAUACUUUUAAUUUUUUAUUAUAUUUGAUUGGACCAAAAUUAAACAAUAUUCCAUUUAAAGGAAGAGAACAAAUUGAUGUUACAAAACAACUAUUAAUUACUAUUUAUGUUUUAGCAACACCAGAUUCAUAUCGCUCCAUAAGUGAACGAUUUGAUGUGUCCAAAUCAACUACUUGGUUUAGUGUGAAGAGAGUAGUUAGAGCAAUAUAUAGUAUUCGAAAUCAAUUUAUUAGAUGGCCUACCUAUGAAGAAGCUGAAAAUACUUGGACAAACAUUCAAAGACUAUAUGGCUUUCCUAAAGUUCUUGGCAUUAUUGAUGGAACGCAUAUAAAUAUUCCUCGACCGAAAGAAGAUGGCAAUAGUUAUAUAAACAGAAAAGGCAGAUUUUCUGUACAGUUACAAGUGAUAUGUAAAAGUGAUUUGUCUUUUAUUCAUGUAUUUGCUGGAAUGCCAGGAUGUGUCCAUGAUAUGCGCGUGUUUCUUUAUUCCGGAGUACAACAAUAUUGUACUCCAGAGUAUUUUCCCGACAAUAGCCAUUUAUUAGGCGAUGCAGCAUACAAUAUCCAAAAAAAUGUUAUGGUGCCAUUCCAUGAUAAUGGUCACUUAACUAGAGAACAAAAAAAAUUUAAUCAUCGCUUAUCAUCUGCCCGAAUAACUGUAGAAAGAUCAAUAGGACUAUUGAAAGGACGAUGGCGAUAUUUAUUAGAUAAAUUACCUAUGACAAGAACUAAUUUAAUUCCUUAUUAUAUAAUUACUUGCUGUAUAUUGCAUAACAUAUGUUUAUUACAAAAUGAUCGUAUUGAAAUCCCUAUUAUUGUUCCUGAAAUAUUGCAUGAAAUGGAACCAUUAGGUAUCACUAAUAUCUUAAAGGAAGAAGGAAAUAUUAAAAGGAAUAGACUGAUCGAAAUAAUUGCUCAUGAUGAUUUUGAAAGAAGAAUUAAUAAUUAAGAUUCGUAACUGCAAAAGGAUAAGAUAUUGUAUUAUUUAUUUAUCUUUUAUAAUAAAAUAUAUGUAUUGAUAUGUGAUUUUGUUUUUGUAUCCUAUUAUGUUGAACAAUUGACUAACUUUAGCUUAAAAAAUAAAUGAACACAAUAUUUAAAUUAAAUCACAGAUGAAAACUCAUUUCAGUUUUCUAUAUAAAACAAAAUAAUCUCUUCUAUGUAAAAAA
Linepithema humile (Argentine ant) is the source of this 1435-nucleotide messenger RNA. The record is from RefSeq and is a predicted model, not a curated record. NCBI's taxonomy places the organism in Eukaryota, Metazoa, Arthropoda, Insecta, Hymenoptera, Formicidae.